Colletotrichum truncatum is the source of this 276-nucleotide messenger RNA. RefSeq lists its product as uncharacterized. Lineage: Eukaryota; Fungi; Ascomycota; Sordariomycetes; Glomerellales; Glomerellaceae. The record is from RefSeq and is a predicted model, not a curated record.
AUGUAUACAAGUACGCCAUCAAACCAUGAAAGCGUUGCGCAGUAUAACGCUAUUCGACAGGCGAUGUUGGAUGCGCGGAACAAACGACGAGAAGGUCAAACACCGGAAUUUCAAGCCCAAGUUGCCAAAGCGGAAGGCAAUCUUCAGCUGAUCAAUAUGGUUCUGAUGAGCUUUUCAGCUGAGCAGAAUGCCUGUGUAGAUCAGCGAGUGAGCAUCAGCCAUCAUCAGCAUAGGACAGAGGAAGCCUUGCGUACUAUAAUGUAUGAAAUGAGAUAG